Molecule: messenger RNA, 2802 nt
Organism: Panonychus citri (citrus red mite)
Lineage: Eukaryota; Metazoa; Arthropoda; Arachnida; Trombidiformes; Tetranychidae
Product: serine/threonine-protein phosphatase 6 regulatory ankyrin repeat subunit B-like
Exons: 3
Coding region: 69-2546 (825 amino acids)
Cellular component (GO): cytoplasm; nucleus
Molecular function (GO): protein binding
Source: RefSeq, a predicted model, not a curated record
UGAAAAUGUUUUCAUUAAAUCAAUCAGGAAUAUUGAUUGAUUUAAAUUGUUCAAAAUGAUAAUCAAAUAUGGUUACUUAUGAUGAUAUAAAUUCGAAUUUAUCAUGGAUGGCAGAUAGAUUUAUGAUCUACGCAGCGAGAUUCCUGUUAACUCUGUUGGUCAAUGUUUCGGCCUCAGAAUCCAAGGAUAACCUGUUAACAUCGGCCAUUCAUAUUGUGUCCCUUUACUAUGGAUCAAUGUUCAGGUACACAAAGAAAUCCUUACUCGAUGUUGCCAUUGAACAGGGAAACCCGGAGGCAGUUAAAUGUUUGGUAGACCUUGGUGAACCCAUUGAUCGGCUUAAUUUCCAAGGGAAAAGUCCACUUCAUUUAGCGGUCAUUCAUGGACAAUUGGCUAUAGUUGAAUAUCUUUUAAAUAAAGGGGCUGAUUCUAAUUGUUUAACUUUACCAAUUACUAAUUUUGAUGAUAAUUACACAUCAGCUGUUGAUGGAGCCGUUGAAACAUAUAAUCAAACUCCACUUCAUUUGGCUAUAACUACAGGGAACGAGUCAAUUGUUCAAUGUUUCAUCAACCAUUAUACUAAUCAAUCAACUUCCAAUGAGCAACAAUUCAAAAUUAAUUUGAAUAUUAAAAAUAGUGAAGGAUUAACUCCUCUUUGUUUGGCCAAAAAAUUAAACAAUCAAUUCAUUGAGAGCCUGUUGGAAGAUCAGAUGACAAACGAUCUUGAUGGUGAACAAUUGAAUGAAUCCAGAGCAAUUAACUACGAAUCAACACCUUCAUUGAUUUCGCCGUCAACGAUGAUCGCAUCUCAUGUUCAACCUUUUGUGUCAAUGAAGUUAAAUUAUCAAGAGAAAAUGAAAAGAGUUGAAGAGGCUGAUGAAGAGGAAGAAAUUGAAGAGCAACAGGAAAAGGAAACGAAAGAAAAAGUAAUCGAAACGAAGACCAGUGCGAAUUUCACUGAUAAAAAGGAAGAUAAUUGUCUUUUUAAAAAGGAAAGUGACCAGUCGACUACCUCACCUUUGGUCAAAUUAAUUCAACGCCGAGAUCCGUUGUCUCGGCUGUUGAAUUUGCACCUCAGAAUGAAAUCAGAUGACGAGAUUCGAUAUGAUAACAAGUUGGUUCGUAGUCCAAAUUCACCGCCGAACGGUUAUACUGGUCGAAGAAAAGUCUCAUUUGUAACAGAAUAUUUUGAAAAGAUCGAAUCUAGAAGAGAAUCGCUCUAUCGAACUGAAUCAGGUCGAUGGCCUACACCCGAUAGUAGUUGUUCAAUCGUGGACAACAAUUAUAAAAUUUUCUCCGAUGAAGAUAAUAAUAACUCGAAAACCAUUGAUGAUUGCGAUUCGACAAAGAUAAUAAACGAAACACUCGAUAGACGAAAGUCACUUGAACCAUUGACCAUUCAUGAAGCGGCUGCAAGAGGAGUGGUCGAAGUGAUCGCUUUGCAUCUUUCCCAAAGAGUGGCCGUUGACAUGAUCGAUACCGAUGGAAACACACCUUUGCAUUAUGCUGCUCGAGCUGGAAAAGCGGAAGCUGUUAAAUUUUUAUUGUCCAAAGGAGCAAAUUUAAAGUAUAAAAACUCUGAAGGUCGAAAUGCGCUUCAUGUGGCCUGUUUUUCGGGUCAUGAGGAGACACUUCGACAACUGAUUCUCCUCGAGGGAAUUGAUCUAGAGGUGAAAGAUAAUGAAAAAAAUACUCCUCUAAUUAUUGCCUCUUCACUGGGCCAUUUGAAGUUAGUUCAACUGUUGACUUUCAGUGGAGCUCAGGUCAAUGUUAGAAAUGAACGGAAACAAACACCCAUUCACAAAGCGGCUUUUAAUGGGUUCACUGAGGUUGUUGACCAUUUGGUUGUUAAAGGUGGACAGGUCAAUAUGGUUGACUCUGAGAAAGAUACACCUUUACAUUUGGCCGCUCAUAAAGGUCACAUGGAAACGGUUCGGAUUCUCCUUGAUUAUGGAGCGACACCCGAUGUUAAAAAUAAACUUAAACGUCGACCCAUUCACGAGGCCGCUUACAAUGGGUCAGUCGAAGUGUUGAACUUGCUACUGAGCCAUAAAACCAACAUCAAUUCACGAGAUAAAAAUGGUGACAGCGCAUUGAAUUUAGCUGCGGCCAUGGGUCAUGUGCCGAUCAUUGAACUGCUCCUCGAUAAAGGAGCUCGAAUUAAUCCCAAAAAGGACAAAACUAAUUCCGCUCUUCACAUGGCCACAAUAAACGAACACCUUGAAACACUGGAGCUCCUUUUGACUCGAAAGGCCAAUGUCGCAGUUAGAGACAAGAAAAAUGAUACUCCGUUGCACUUUGCUUGCUCUCAAGGAAACGCGAUAAUUGUUCAAACGCUUCUUAAUUGUGGGUCACCAAUCAACGCGAAAGGAUCAUUGGGACGGACACCCCUUCAUUUGGCAGUUCUAAAUGACCAGACUAAGAUCAUUCGUCUUCUGUUGGAAAAAGGUGCCGAUAAAAUGAUAAAAGAUUCCGACGGCAAAACGGCCUUAAGAUACGCUAAAUUAAAAGGAUAUUCUGAAGCCGUUCAAGAAUUAACUGAUUAAUCAAUUUGACAAUCAAUUUAUGGUCACAAUCAAUUGGCCUUUUUUCGUGUUUUUUUUAAUUGUUAAACUUAAGACUCACUUUUUGUGAUAUUUCUCAAUUACAAAUUGACAAUUAGUACUAAUUGUUCAUCUUGACUCAUCACUUAAUCACUUUUUAACUUUAAUUGUCAAUUUUUUCAUUUUUGUAAAUGUAUUAUUAAUAUUAUUUUGAUCAAAUUUUUAUAUCAAUAGAUUGACAAAACAGUUUUUUUGAUUA